This is a messenger RNA of Penaeus chinensis, 3211 nucleotides long. Its product is annotated as protein tipE-like. The transcript is spliced from 3 exons. Gene Ontology annotation, biological process: regulation of sodium ion transport. Gene Ontology annotation, molecular function: sodium channel regulator activity. The annotation marks the transcript as partial. The record is from RefSeq and is a predicted model, not a curated record. NCBI's taxonomy places the organism in Eukaryota, Metazoa, Arthropoda, Malacostraca, Decapoda, Penaeidae.
UUCCUCGAGCACCACGGGCGAGGCUGCGAAGGCCAGAGCGCCCCGUGGUGUGAAGCGCGGCCUCCUGCCUGUUGUAGACGACCCCCCUUUCCCCCGGACGCGCCCCCCGACGCCGCCACCAUUGAGUCUCCGUCGCAGGAAACGGCGGGGUUGGGUCCCCUCGCCGAGCCCAAGAAGAAGACCAAAUGGCAGGACACCCUCCGCUUCUACCUCACGGCGAUCUUCACCCUCGUCGCCUGCAUCAGCUCCUUCGCCUUCCUGUUCCUCGUGCCCUUCGUGAUCGACCCCGCCUUCUCCACCAUCUUCGCCGACUUCGACCCUGAGCCCGUCGUGUGUGUCACCAAGGAGUCCGAGUUCUUCUUCGGCCUCAGCAACUGCUCGUGGUCGUCGUGCCGCGAGGGCUGCACUAGGGACAUCUUCCAGUGCUCCCACAUCUUCGUCAACUACAAGAAGGACACAAAGGGCGAGUUCAAGAAUGUCAACUUCACCGACGUCGACCUCCUGGACGACAUCAAGUGGGACAUGGAGGACGCUCGGCUCUUCCCCAACGUGAAGGGCUGCGGCUACCCUCCCAGCGUCAACUGCACCACCUUCAACAUGAGCUACAGCGUUCCGGGCAGGACGUACCCGUGCUUCUACUCGAAGGAGCAGCCCACCACGGUCCUCACGUCCCUGGACAUCGAGGGCAUCACCUCCGACCUCAUCUACGCCAUCGUGAUCCCGUGGGGCGCCUUCCUCGUGUCCAUCCUGUACCUCCUCAUCACCUACGUCGGCAUGAGGAAGCCGGAUUCGGACGGCGACGCCCCUCAGGAGGUCACGUCGGCCAAGGCGUCCAAGGAGGCGUCCAACUACUCCCUCAGGUCCAUCGGGAAGACCAUCAACCACGGCAUGAACAAACUCAUGGGCGAGCCGGACGACAAAGGCGGGCAUGGAGGUAGCGGACGAGGCGGCGGCGGAGGCCUGAAGCAGCGUACCCUCACCUCGCCCUCCAUGCUGGGGUCCAACUUACUACUCGUGCCCGCGUCGCUGCCCCAAGUCCACCCGACCCGGCGCUCGACCCUCCCGCCGCUGGAGAGGACACCGCCGCUUCCCCGGCCCGCAAGUCAUCAAGAACCUGGCGAGACUUCAUUCCAAGAGGCAGAGUGCGCAGAGAGACCGUGAGAGAAAGAGGAAGAGAAGUUGCCGUGGAGGACGAGACACCACAGCGAGGGAGAGAGAGAGCGACAACUCCGAGGAAUCGGCGACCUGAGAACUUCACGUGAAGCUGAUUGUUAUUUUAUGAUUGGAUAUAUUUAACCCGGGAUGUGUUUUGUGUAUACUUUGUUGCGAAUUUUAUGAGGAAUUCUAUUUUUUGUUUUGUUUGUUUGUUAUUGUAAGUGCUCUUUUUCUUUUCUUUUUUUUUUUUUUUUUCUUUUCCUUUGCUCUUUUCUCUCUCUCAGAUCUCUUCGUUCAUUCGCAUUCUGUAUAUAUUCUUUCCAUGUACAUCCUUCAUAAACGUCAUUUUCUUAUUUUUCCUUUUGUGAUCUGGAAUUCCCAGAUGACAAAAGCUAAUCAGUAUUGGCGGAAACUUCCUCGCGUUCAUCUUCGAACUUCCUGCAUUUUGAGUGAAUUUCAAACACAGUCCAUAGACGUGGGGUUAAUAUGCAUCACGUGCAGUAACCUACGACAAAGAAUAUUUAUUCCUUAGCUAUAAAAGCAACACGAAAUCAGGACGUUCCCUCUCCGACCGGUAAAGGAUUUGGCGAGGGCGAGAUAUCCAGGCCUAUGGUACUCUAGCCUGGCUUGAAACUCUGCCAGUGUUCUGUAAUUUUCUAAAUAAAGUAGAGGGUUUCUCAUCACAUCACUCUUAGAUUAUUCAUGUUAGUCAUCGAUGUCUCAUACGAAAGAUUUUGACAAAAGGAAAUUGUGAAACGAAGAAUAAGAAAAAAAAAAGACUCGUUUGCUCAUCCAUUUUGAUAUAACCUAUAAAGUGCUGAACAUACAUAUCCGCGUGAGACUGUGGUAGGGAUCAUGUUUGUAAAAACGAAACGAACUGAAUUAUCUUAUAUGUAUAAAUCGUACACAAAAUAUCAGUCAAGCGAAAUAUAAACAAUUUGAUGUUGAUUAGGAAGAAAAUUAGCAAAAACGCGAAUAAUCAUCAUUAUCCCUUCCCAGGCCACGAAGGCGUAUGUCAGAAAAUGUCAGACAUUAUAUUUUCAUGUGUAUAGCGACUUGCCCCCCCCCCCUCUUUUUUCUGGUGCUAAAUGGCGCAAGCGGACUAGAAGUUCCAUUAGAAGUUUCUUUAGGAAUAAGACGAAAUAUAAAAUUUAAAAAAUAACUAAGGUUCGCACAAGAAAUAAUCGCGCAGUGGUUGAAGAACAUUCUGUGAUGUCAUUAAUAACCAUUCUUCACUCCGGAACUGUGGGAUUACUGAAUUAGUAUUAGCGUUGCACAAAUCUUACGAGAUCCUAUUUAGAAAUAGACAAACAUGUGUUUCCUUGACACUAAUGAUUUAUCUAGUUUUAUGGUUCACGGUCUCCUGCAGUAACGACGUACACACUUAAUAUGUCUUUUGUUUUGAGUUAUUUUGGAUACAGCUGUAACUUCAGGAUUUGCUAGCUCAUUACCACUCAGAUAAAAAAACCAAAAGCAGUUCGAGCUACUGAAAUACUUCAGGCUAUUGGAUACUUACAUAUGCUACUAAAAAACGUCACCAUUAAUCUUUUGUGAUUAGACACGUGUUGUUGGAGUGACGUUGAGGAACCAUCGAGGCAGUUCAGAUAGGCUGAUAACGACCAAGAUCAAUGGUAAAAGCAAAUCCCUAUGGAUAUUUUGUUUCCGUUAGACCCAACCCAUAAAGCGGUCUUCUACUGACUGCUAUCACUCGCAGCACAAGUGUUACAAGUCGCAGUUUACAGUGGUUAGUAGCAACCUAUUUUUGUGUACAAUUGCUAACACAGCAAAGGAAGAUGUUUUGUUUAUGAAUACUUUUCAGUAUGGAAAUAUGCAUAGGUGUGCAUAUAUGUGUGUAAUGUAUGUACGUAUAUACCUAUACCCUAUGUGUAUAUAUACACAAGCAUAUGCAUGUAUAUGUUCAGCAGUGGUUAAUUUACAGGCUGUGACCUGAAUGUUGUACAAUGAUACUUAAUGCUAAGUUUUCACAUUAUGUAUAAGCAUAUAAAUGAUUAUAUAUAUAUAUAUAUAUAUAUAUAUAUAUAUAUAUAUAUAUAUA